AUGGCUCGUACUAAGCAAACUGCACGCAAGUCUACCGGGGGCAAGGCCCCACGCAAACAACUUGCGGCGAAAUCCCAAGCGCGCAAAACUGCGACCACUGCCACCGGUGGCGUGAAGAAGCCUCACCGCUUCCGUCCUGGCACUGUCGCACUGCGCGAGAUCCGACGGUACCAGAAAUCCACCGAACUUCUCAUCCGGAAGCUGCCCUUCCAGCGACUUGUCCGCGAAAUCGCACAAGAUUUCAAGACCGACCUCCGCUUCCAGUCCUCCGCCGUCAUGGCACUGCAAGAGGCCUCGGAGGCAUACCUUGUCUCGCUCUUCGAGGAUACCAACCUCGCUGCCAUCCAUGCAAAGCGUGUCACCAUCCAGCCGAAAGACCUCGCGCUCGCACGGCGAUUGCGGGGAGAGCGGUCAUAG
This is a messenger RNA of Sparassis crispa, 417 nucleotides long. RefSeq names its product Histone H3.2. Bases 1 to 417 code for a protein of 138 amino acids. The transcript is spliced from 4 exons. Gene Ontology annotation, molecular function: protein heterodimerization activity; DNA binding; structural constituent of chromatin. The record is from RefSeq and is a predicted model, not a curated record. Gene Ontology annotation, cellular component: nucleosome. Lineage: Eukaryota; Fungi; Basidiomycota; Agaricomycetes; Polyporales; Sparassidaceae.